UACUAGUAGGGUAGUAGCUAGUAGGUAGGCAGGCUUGUAAUUUAUAAGUACGUUAACUGGCUGCAAGAUGUCGUUGCCAACUGUUUUGUUAAAUUUGCUUUCAAACAAUGUUCUAGAAUGGCGGAUUUUAGCCUUACAGAGAACUCUGAAGAUAAACCGGUUCUAGCCUCCGAGUCUACUGAAAUAAUGGACGGGCUUUCUGAGGAUGUUUUGCCAAUCGGUACUGAUGAAGCAACUAUCAUUUCACGUCCUGCAUUCAAAGUGGCAGAUAUAUCGGAAGACGUACAGGCUGAAGCAAUUGAGUGUAGAAGUUUAACAGAUGCUGGUGAAGCAAAAUCUCUUGAGUUGUCUUCGGUUUUAUUAAACACUGGGAAAACUACAGAGCGAGAAGGCAACUGCUAUUGUGGAAAGGAUCGCAACAUGAAUAUAGUAGAGCUAUUCUGUGCAACAUGUCUUCGUUGGUUUCAUGAAUCGUGCAUCAGUUACCAGUUGGGAAAAUUAGUUCCCUUUAUGAUGAACUAUGUUUUUCUCUGCAAGAAUUGCUCUCCUACUGGUUUGGAGAGCUUUAAGAAAAACCAAGCUCAAUUUACCCAGAUGUGCAUUACAACAAUAGCUAACUUGAUGCAAAACAGCACUAAAGAAGGAACUUCACGGCAGUACUUUUCCAGAGACCGUGAAAUUGUGCCAUACAUUGAUUCACAUUGGGAAUAUCUAACCACAAUGCCAAGAAGAGUCACCCAAUCCUGGCAUUCCACAAUACAAAAGACCUUGAUGAAGGAAAAAGGUUUGAUAUUUGUGUGCCAAGAACCUGUGCCCGAAACAAUGACAAGUGAUUGCAUGUUUGGUCUGUUGUCAUUGGAACUUGUAAAUAUCAGACCCAAUUACGAAGCGAUGGUUAGAGCAGGGCAUCUCAAACAAACCGACACGACUGGUGGCAAUACCGGGAUUCGUGGUCGUGGCUAUAAACGUCGCGUACCUGAACAGUUUGGCGGAAAUCAGCGCAAAACCCGGAAUGAUAUUGGAACUCCUAAACUACCCGCUCAUGGUUAUCCACUUGACCAUCCGUUUAAUAAGGAUGGUUAUCGAUACAUUUUAGCAGAGCCCGAUCCACAUGCCCCAUUUAGGCAAGAGUUUGAUGAGAGCAGCGAUUGGGCAGGGAAACCUAUUCCAGGCUGGUUGUACCGCAAAUUAAAUCCCUCUCAGGUUCUCCUGACGUUACAUGAUCGAGCGCCUCAGAUCAAAGUUACAGAAGAUAGAAUGGCUGCCACGGGAGAGAAAGGAUAUUGUACCAUUCGAGCCACACAUUAUGUCAACCGUGGGGCAUGGUAUUGGGAAUGUACCAUCGAAGAAAUGCCUGAAUUGGCUGCUACUCGAAUCGGCUUUGCCCAAGCAUAUGGUAAUCUUCAAGCACCAUUAGGAUAUGAUAAAUUUGGUUAUUCUUGGAGAUCCAGGAAAGGAACGGUAUUUCAUGAAUCUAUAGGCAAGCACUUUUCACAAGGGUACUGCGAAGGAGAUACAUUAGGCAUUCUUAUUGAACUACCAGAUAAUCCAUCAGGCAACUACAUUCCUCCGACUUACAAAGACAAGCCGCUGGUGAAAUUCAAGAGUCACCUAUAUUAUGAGGACCGCGAUGAGGUGCAGGAAGAACUUCGUAACUUGAAGUCACUGAAAGGCGCCAAAAUUGAUUUUUACAAGAAUGGAAUUCAUCAAGGAACCGGUUUCCAGGAGAUUUACGCAGGGAAUUAUUUUCCAGCCCUAUCACUGUACAAAAAUGUAACAGUCUCCGUUAACUUUGGACCCAAUUUCAAGUUUGCUCCGAAAGGUGUUGCAUUUCGAGGCAUGCACGAGAGAGCCGAGGAGUCAAUCGCGGAACAGGCAAUGGCCGAUAUGCUAUACCUAACUGAAAACGAAGGUCGUCUUCGUCUCGAUAACUUUGGUAUGUAAUUUCUAAACGGAUAGAAUUUGUGGAAACAUUUUAAGCGGUAAACUUGCACUGAGGUUUCGAAACCUCGUAUAUGUUUAUUGUUCCCAUCUAUUUGUUCAUUGCAUUUCAAAGGGUAACAUUUUGAUAUCAAGAAUAGACGAUCAUUGUCAUUUUUACU
This is a messenger RNA of Daphnia carinata, 2102 nucleotides long. RefSeq names its product set1/Ash2 histone methyltransferase complex subunit ASH2-like (gene ash2). Gene Ontology annotation, cellular component: Set1C/COMPASS complex. The transcript is spliced from 11 exons. Gene Ontology annotation, molecular function: transcription cis-regulatory region binding; protein binding. NCBI's taxonomy places the organism in Eukaryota, Metazoa, Arthropoda, Branchiopoda, Diplostraca, Daphniidae. Bases 118 to 1944 code for a protein of 608 amino acids. The record is from RefSeq and is a predicted model, not a curated record.